GAUGAGGUGCUGUUGAUGAGAAAGUCUUCUGACCUGAGUGGAGUUGUGCAAACAGUCCUUUAAAGAACCAAAUAUGCAGCUUUGUGGUUCUUCUGGACCUGACAAGAUCCUCUACUGUUGAUGAUGACUUGGACUGCUGUUCAUUAACAUCCUUCACUAACUGGAACCAUUUCUGGAAGAAGAAAAGAAAUUGGAUCAUGUUUCUAGAUACAACAACCUCUAUGCACAUGCUUUCAGUGGCAAUCUAAGAAGGAAAAGCACAACACUUUUAAUUUUUACCAUGCUUGCAAAUAGUCAUGUGCCUGACUGAAGACAACCAGGCAGUCAAGUCUUCCUUAAAGUGCUUGCUAGAAACAUGUUUGGUGCAUAAUGGACACCUAUGGACUUACUCUCCGUGCUGUUUUCUGAUUCUGAAGAACACAGACAGCUUCUAUUGUCCUUUUUUUUUUUUUUUUUUUAAGUGAAACCAUUUCCUGGGCCCUUUCCAUCUGAACUGAUGACCAAGGAUUCCUCUGUAAUUCUAGCUCCAGUUUUCCCUUUUCAGAAGAUGGGUUCAUUUCGGAGACCUCGCCCACGUUUCAUGAGCUCUCCAGUGCUGAGUGACUUGCCACGGUUCCUGGCAGCUCGGCAGUCUCUGCAACUGAGCUCUAAUUCUGCAUGGAACAGUGUUCAAACAGCAGUGAUCAAUGUAUUCAAAGGCGGAGGCUUGCAAAGCAAUGAACUCUACACUCUCAACGAAAAUGUCAGGCGAUUGUUGAAGAGUGAACUUGGAUCCUUCAUCACAGACUAUUUCCAGAACCAGCUCCUUGUGAAAGGUCUGCUGUUCGUAGAGGAGAAAGUUAAGCUUUCAGAAGGAGAGAAUCGCAUCCAUGUGCUAUCAGAAAUCUGGGAUCACUUCUUCACAGAAACUCUUCCUACACUCCAGGCUAUAUUUUAUCCUGUUCAGGGUCAAGAACUGACCAUCCGCCAGAUCGCCUUGCUUGGCUUCCGAGACUUGGUCUUGCUAAGAGUCAAGCUGGAUGAGAUCCUUCCUCAGUUCCAAAGCAGCAUCCCACCUUCUAUUGUCCAGAUGCUACUGAUUUUACAAGGAGUCCAUGAGCCUACAGGUCCCAGCAAGGCCUUCAUGCAACUGGAAGAGCUUGUUAAACUGGUGGUUUCCCCAUAUCUUGGUUUGUGUGAAGAGCACUGUUUUCCUGGCAGUACCUGUGCCCUAGAGAGAAGAUACUCUAGGCCACGUUCCAGACCCAAUGGCUUGAGCUUUGCUUCUCACCCUGUGGCAACCCGACAAGUCAGUGAGACUGCCUUGACACCCCUGACGGAGCAGGAAGGCGAGGCUUACCUCGAGAAGUGCGGGAGCAUCCGCCGCCACACCGUCGCCAACGCUCACUCUGACAUCCAGCUCUUGGCCAUGGCAUCCAUUAUGCACUCAGGGAUGGUUGUGGAAGAGCCUGACAAUGGUGACAAGUGCCUCCAUCUGCAGCCCAGCUUAAACCACAGGCAGUGUUCCAGUGAGCCCAGUAUAGCAGACGGACCGGAAGGGCUGGGAACACCCACCUUGCAGGAAAUGACAGAACUGAACUGCACAUCUGUCUGCUGAAAUGCCACAUCUGCAGGGCCAACACUCGAGUGCACUAAGAGAACCCUGUUUUGUUAUGCAUCGCUUGCUGAGAACAGAACAGUGGAGAACUUCAACUCCAGGAAUGGGAUUUACAUGUUGGGACCUGAGCGUGACAAAAUUUGGGAAAAACUGUUUCAGGUUCUAAUUUUAUGGGGCUUAAUUUUUGGUUUUGUUUUCCAGCAAAGGUACAAGCCUACUCAUUUCAAGCAUUCUGGCAUUCUCUCUUGUCCCAGUCCUCUCUUGGUUUCUUAGAGCUGUUGCUCUAAGUUGCUCUUUCCCUUUUUUUUUUCUCUCAUCCCUUUUCAAACUCAGGCAGGGAGUGUCCUAAAAGUCUUGUUUCGUUCUGCUGCGCAGAUCAGGGCAAGUGAACCGGGAGGUGGGCAGAGGCAAGUGCAUUUUCCCCUCGACGCUCCCUGCGGUAGACACAGGAAACCAGCCCACAAAGGUGCUGCCAUAGUCUGUGACUUGGCAGGGCACCAGCAGUCGGUCUGUAGGAAGCAAUGGACAGGAGUGGGAGUGAAGAACCAGAGUGCCUCAUCUCCAGCAUCAGAGCUACACAGAGCAGCCCCACACCCGCCUGCAUGAACUGGGUCCCAUUCCAUGACAAUAACUGGAAACAAGGCUCUGCAUACUCAGUUAGAAGGCUUUCUUUUCAACCCUGCUUUCCUCAGGGAUCACUUACGUAUAUUCCAAGGAAUUAGCUAAGCAUUUAGAGCUCUGGAAAUUCCGCCGGAGAAUUUCAAGCACCAAUGGUCAAGCAUCCUACUGGUGAGCUUCGUCUCUGUGGUUGUUAAGGAAUCAACUCCAGUGGUGAUCUGCUGAGCAUCUGACAGUGGUGGUGUGCCACUGAGGGUAUUGGCUUCUAUAACUGUAUAGCUUAGCCUUCUUUAGCUUGGUGCCCUCCAGAUGUUUGGGGCAAAUCCCAGCCUUCCUGACCAUUAGCCGUGCUGGCUGCAGCUGAUCAGCUCUGAUAUCUAAAACAUCUGGAAGGCACCAGGCUGGAGGAAGUAGUUGAAGUAGAAAGUGAAUACUUGGGAAAUGGUUUCUAUGUGCACCAGGAAUGAAAGAAACCUGUUUUGCUUUGUUAAACUACAUAAUGAGGUGUACUUCAUCUUUCAGCUGAUCGAGCCUUUGGAGGCCACCUUCCUGUUCUGCUCCAUUCUCGCUUCUCCCACAAACUUCAUCACCAGGAAAGAGGGAAUCCCUUUCUGAAAGUUGAUGGGUGCCGCUGUCUGGGAUUUCAGGCUUCCUAUUACAAGAAAUGUGACUCCUCCAUCAGAGCAGAGCUCUGUUUCCAAGUACUGCAGUAAGGCCAAGUCACAGUGGGAUUGCUUGUGCAUGGAAGUGUUCUUACGGGGUUUUGGGUUGCCUUCUUCCCUUUACCCUUCCAUGAUAUUACUGGGGCCAUGGACACAAUGGCAACUGGGCUUUUUUAAUUUGACAAAUACAUUGUCAUACCGUAUUUUUCUUCUGUGUGAUCUUUGCUCUGCAUCAAUUACCUUCCAUGUUUGCAAAAACAUGGGGCAUUAACUUCAACCUGACUGAAAUUAAGUAGAAGGAUCUGUCUAAGGUUUGGCUUAGAGGUGCAGAGAUAAAUGUUUGGUGUUCGUAGAUUAGCACAAUUCUGCUGUGAUGAAGUUGGCUUUUAUGACUUUUAUCCAAAGCAAAAUUACUUUUAUCCAAAGCAAACUGUUUAUUGCAAUCCAUGAUCAGAUUGAAGGAUAUAUACUAUAUAUACCAUCAUCACUAAGAUCAAUAACAUGUCAAGUGUGCACUCAAAUGCAAUAGAAAAAGGCAGCGACUUUUUCUGUAACGAAAGGGUUCAUGGUGGCUCCUCUAUAAGAUAUAGGAAGAAAUUUGCCUCUGCUAGGCAAUAUAAAUGGAAGCGUAACCAAUUAUCUCCUAAUAUCCCAACAGAAAUUACAAUAUAUUUAAUUAUUGGUCUCUAAAUCCCUGAACCACAGAAAGUUUGGAAUUAAAAACUCUCAUUGAAUCAUCUUUUCUAACAUAAUGGCCAAUGUAAAUGCAAGUCAAACCUUACAAACAUAGUUCUUAAACAAUUAGCUUAUUUAUUCCUACUGAGGAACUGGAUUCCAGAAAAGGACUUUCAUUACACUCGAAAAACCAUCUGAAUAAAAUUGGUAAGAGAUUUUCAGUUCAUGACCUGCCCUGUUGGCUUUAAUUAAGGCAAAAAAUAAGAUAAGUAUUAGCAAAUCCCAGUCUUACAUUCUGAGUUGCAGAUACAAGUUCUGCCUUUCUACAUGACACUGUUAUCUGCUGCAUCUACUAUUGACUCCACUGCAAAAUUGACAUCCCAGCCCUAUAACUCUUGCUGCUGUACAACCUCCAAGUGGUAUAAUGGCAUCCGUGCAAUACGCAAAAGGAAAUCAUGCUUUCACCAUCUGAGAUACAGCUUUCUGAAGAACUCUUCCUUGUUCUAAAAAGACUUCCAAUACACAAGCAAAACUGCAGCCUCGCAAUAAAGGGAGUGGUUUUCAACCUUUCCACAGCUGGCGACCGGUGAAAACAGGAAAACCACCUCAGGGACUACUAAGGCAGAGACAAAAAGUGCCAUACACAUAAUACACAGUAUUCUGUGUAUUAGUUUCCAAAGACAAUACCAAAAAAAAAAAAAAACAA
This is a messenger RNA of Varanus komodoensis (Komodo dragon), 4258 nucleotides long. It is a transcript of the gene PRR5L, whose product is annotated as proline rich 5 like. The transcript is spliced from 10 exons. The record is from RefSeq and is a predicted model, not a curated record. Gene Ontology annotation, cellular component: TORC2 complex. Lineage: Eukaryota; Metazoa; Chordata; Lepidosauria; Squamata; Varanidae. Bases 497 to 1597 code for a protein of 366 amino acids. Gene Ontology annotation, biological process: TORC2 signaling.